AUGGUCCUCUACAACGAUACGCCCACGAUACUUGCGACGGCUAGUGCAGCAACGAUUCUCUUUGCGCUGGGCCUCGCAUGGUUUGGAGAAGACCUGGACGGUAAAGAUGUUCUGGCGUCUGUAGCGGCCUACGCCGCGGUAAUGGUGGUUCUCAUGGGAACUUCCUCCUCAGUUCAUCACUUCCUCGCAGCUAGCCUGCCCACAUCUUCCACCUCUCUCGCAGGUGUCAUCAUGACAUAUUAUCGUGACGAGCAGGUCUUGUCCACGAUCAAUCGACAAACCGGGGCGUCGAAGUACAUGUUGUAUCUCAUCCUAGGCGGCAUCGCGACCAUCGCCAUCACGAUGCCCAUGCCCUACCAGUGUGUCUCAGCUAACACAGCGGCCGAUAAUGACACGAUUCUUGGCCAUCCUGGUGGUGCUGUUCGAAAGGUCAUUCAUUCGGUCAGCCUGGCUCCCCGAUCGGGGAUGGAGGACUACUGUUACGUGGCCGUGAAGAACCGCGGCAUCGGACCUGCACACAAUCUGAAAGUGACUCUGUAUGAAUCGAACAGUCCCACGCUCACCCUGUGGCGGGAGCACCUUCAAGCGCGGGAAACUCUGAGGCUCCACGGUUCUCUUAGUGAGAACAAGCAGCAACAACGCUUCCUCGGACCGUUUUCUUGGGUCGCAGAUACCAAUCGAUCAUUUGAUAUGGUUUGUGUAUUGGCCUGA
Messenger RNA from Aspergillus fijiensis CBS 313.89, 711 nucleotides. RefSeq lists its product as uncharacterized. The transcript is spliced from 3 exons. NCBI's taxonomy places the organism in Eukaryota, Fungi, Ascomycota, Eurotiomycetes, Eurotiales, Aspergillaceae. Bases 1 to 711 code for a protein of 236 amino acids. The record is from RefSeq and is a predicted model, not a curated record.